This is a messenger RNA of Lotus japonicus, 2194 nucleotides long. Its product is annotated as pectinesterase-like. Gene Ontology annotation, biological process: cell wall modification. Gene Ontology annotation, molecular function: pectinesterase activity; pectinesterase inhibitor activity. The transcript is spliced from 2 exons. The record is from RefSeq and is a predicted model, not a curated record. Lineage: Eukaryota; Viridiplantae; Streptophyta; Magnoliopsida; Fabales; Fabaceae. Bases 218 to 1807 code for a protein of 529 amino acids.
UGUGUCAUUCUCAUCAUCAUUUUCAAUUUAAUAAGCCCACACACGUUUUUGGCCUCUGCAGUAGUCCACCAAAGAAAUGUAUAUAUAUAGCUGCUUAGCAUACAAAACCAAUUAACAAACAAAAAACAUCAUACAUAGAUUGGUGGUGCAACUCAACUCAACUCAACUCUUAUUAUUGUUUCUCUCUUAUUCUUUUUCUAAACUACAAAGUGCAAUUAUGGGAAAUAUAUUCCUCACACUCUUAUUGUUAUCUUCAAUUUUCUCAAUAGCCUCAUCCAGAAGAGGUCCUUCCUCCAGCAACAUAGAUUGGUGGUGCAAACUAACCCCACACCCUGAACCUUGCAAGCACUACAUUACUCAAAUCAACCCCCAUUCCAAAAUCAAACACAAAAAUGAAUUCCGGGGAAUGCUUGUACAUUUGGCAUUAAAACUAGCACUUGGCAUGCAAAGGGAAGCACAUGUUACUCUACAAAACAUGGAGACAAAGAAACACAGAACUGUACAUGGUGAUUGUUUGAAGCUGUAUGGAAACACCAUCUUUCAUCUCAAUCGCACCCAUCACAGCCUUCAUCUGGAGAAAGGGUCUUCACCAGAUGAUACACAGACUUGGCUCGCAACAUCUCUCACAAAUAUCAGAACAUGUGGAACAGGGGCUGUGGAACUCAAUGCUCAAGAUUUCAUGUUUCCAACAGAGAGCAGCAAUGUCACUCAGAUGAUAAGGAACGGCUUAGCCAUCAAUGCGGAUUUCAUGAAAUAUAAAGAAUCAGCGGCUAAAAAUUACACCUCGGAAACAGAAAGAACGUUUCCCAAUUGGUUUUCCGGGCAUGAGAGGAAACUGUUGCAGUCUUCUUCCGUAAAGGCAAAUUAUGUGGUGGCAAAAGAUGGUUCAGGAAACUUCAAGACUGUCCAAGGUGCUCUGAAUGCAGCUGCGAAGAGAAGAUAUAAAACAAGGUUUGUGAUACAUGUGAGGAAAGGGGUGUAUAGAGAGAAUAUUGAGGUUGCUGUGAAGAAUGAUAACAUCAUGCUUGUUGGUGAUGGGAUGAAAAACACCAUAAUUACCAGUGGCAGAAGUGUUCAAGCAGGUUAUACUACGUAUAGCUCAGCCACAGCAGGCAUAGAUGGACUCCACUUCAUUGCACGUGAUAUUACCUUCCAAAACAUUGCGGGUCCUCAAAAGGGUCAAGCUGUAGCGCUCCGAUCAGCCUCAGACCUCUCAGUCUUCUACCGAUGUGCCAUUUUAGGUUAUCAAGACACCCUCAUGGUUCACGCACAACGCCAAUUUUAUAAACAAUGCCAAAUAUAUGGUACUGUGGACUUAAUAUUUGGCAAUGCCGCCGUGGUUUUUCAGAACUGCAAGAUUUUCGCAAAAAAGCCUUUAGAUGGCCAAGCAAACAUGAUCACGGCUCAAGGACGAGAUGACCCAUUCCAGAACACUGGAAUCACCAUCCACAAUUCUGAAAUCAGGGCAGCACCGGACCUCAAGCCUGUCGUUAACAAGCACAACACCUUCUUGGGCAGGCCCUGGCAGCAGUACUCAAGAGUGGUGGUCUUGAAAACUUUCAUGGACACCUUGGUGAGCCCGUUGGGAUGGUCUUCGUGGGAUGAUACUGAUUUUGCUCUUGACACUUUGUAUUAUGGAGAGUAUGAGAACUCUGGACCUGGUUCGUCGGUGACAAAUAGAGUACAAUGGCCUGGGUUUCAUGUGAUAACAAGUCCAGCUGAAGCUUCACGGUUCACCGUUAAUGGACUUCUUACGGGCUCCAUGUGGUUACCUGAAACAACUGUGCCAUUUACCUCUGGUCUUUGAUCUCUGCGUUAUAACCACUACCUCAAAAAAACUACCACUUUACUAUGACAAUUACAUUUAAUUAUUUGAAAUUGUUUAGAUGUAGUUAUUGUAAAGAACAUGUACAAUAUUCUUUUGUACAUAGCGAGUGUAAUUAUCCAUGUCUUUGUGUGUAUUAAUUUUUUUUUUUUUGAAAGCAGAACUCCUGACAAAACUUGAGAACAAACUCUCUCAAGUGAGUAAUAUGUAGAACAGAACUCCUGACAAAACUAAAAGCUUGAUAUACUAAGAGUCACCCACCAUUAUAAAUCCUGACAAAACUAAAAGCUUGUAAUACCAGAACUCCCCAAAAAUUCAAACCAUACCAAUUUUUUUGACAAUAUAUACCUAACCCCACCAACAGAUUGU